Messenger RNA from Sugiyamaella lignohabitans, 2100 nucleotides. RefSeq lists its product as uncharacterized. NCBI's taxonomy places the organism in Eukaryota, Fungi, Ascomycota, Dipodascomycetes, Dipodascales, Trichomonascaceae. The record is from RefSeq and is a predicted model, not a curated record. The coding region runs from base 1 to 2100 and encodes 699 amino acids. The transcript has a single exon.
AUGACCUUACAUCCCAGGUCAUCAUGGGCCUAUCAAGCUAUUCGGUCGCCAGCAAUGAUUGGUGUCAUUGUUGCAUUCGCUUAUCUAUGUUUCCAGGCCGCUAUAGCAGCCCCACCUCCAAUUGUCAACUCGAAUCAAGGUGUAACUCUAUUGUACCAAAACAAUUUAAACUUCACUGAUGAUGUGAAUCACAAAUCUUUCUUGUUUCUCGAUGGCUCAAACACUUAUGAGCAAGCAUCCGCAGCAUGCGCGUCAUAUUCAGAGUCUCUUGUAUCUCCAGCAUUGCUUCGUUCUUCUCAGAAUGAUUUAUCCUACCAGAUAAACUAUCUGUUAUACUCUAGAAAGAUUAACCCCGAGACUGGUAUCUGGGUUCAAGGAGGUUAUAUCACUCCAAAAAGUGGUUUGUUUGUGCAACCUGUUCGGGAUAGAAAUGCUCACUAUGCUGUUCUUUGCACUCAAUCCGACACUAGUACUCUAAUUGCUAACAAUACUGUGACUCCUCAGAACUCUGUCUCUGUUCAAUCAAGAGGAAAUACCUUUGUUGGUUAUAGGAACAAAAAGUCAUUCCGCUUCCUUGGUAUUCCUUAUGCGGACCCAUUUGACAGAUGGUCGUAUUCCAAGCCAUACAGUGGCACAAGACAGGUUAUCCAGGCCAAUAAAUAUGGUGCUCAAUGUUUCACAAGUCCAUCUCCUCCCAACUCUGGAUACAGUGAGGAUUGUUUGUUCUUAAACGUGUUCACACCUUACCUUCCUCAUGGCAAUGGUCCAAGUACCAACCUCAAACCAGUUGCUGUGUGGGUCACUGGUGGAGGUUAUACCUCAGGCUCCGGUUCGGAUCCUACCUUCGACGGAAGUAAUAUGGCAUCAAGAGGUGAUACUGUAUUGGUAACUGUGAACUAUCGUCUUGGAACCAUUGGUUUUUUGAACAUUCCUGGUACUGACAUUACCGGUAACUACGGAUUCGCUGAUGUUAUCACUGCUCUUCAAUGGGUUCAACAGAACAUUGCCAAUUUUGGUGGUGAUCCUAAUAAGGUCACUGUAUUUGGUCAGUCUGCUGGUGCUGGUACCACCAGAGCCUUGCUUGGAAGCGAGCCUGCCAAAGGACUGUUCCAUGCUGCUAUUCCCGAGAGUAAUCUUGGAGGCUACGACUAUGGUACCUCGUACUCUGAGUACUACACCCCCGAGGAGGAAUAUAACGUAGCAGGUAAAGCCAUCGUCACCGAUGUUGGCUGCAGUUCUGCUUCGGAUGUUGCUUCUUGUCUACAGGGAAUCGACCCUCUCACCCUUUCCAACCUCAAUGACGUUGCAAGGUACCUUACAGUUGAUGGACAUUAUAUUAAAGAAAGCCAUAUCGACGUUACUGGAAACAAUUAUCUUGCGGAUGUUCCUCUGAUUUAUGGUAGUGCUCGUGAUGACGGUGCUCCUUUCAUUGGCUACCCCACCACAGACGACCUUGCUAGUUCAGUUGAGCAAUUGCUCAGUUUCAAUAGCUCUUUCACCAACUCCAUUAUCAGCAGUGGUCUAUUCCCCGAACCUGGAAGCAGCAUUGCUGAUGUUUACAAUGUAAGCUCCAGACUAGCCACUGACGUUAUUUUCAGAUGCAUCGAUCAAGCUACCAUCAAUUCUGCUGUCAAGCAUAGAAAACUGUCCAAGGUAUUUUACUAUCAAUUUGAUAGAACUUACAAUGGAUAUGAUCCUAACAACGUUUGCUUCGCACCCUUGACUGCCUCUCAUCCAUACGGAGAUCCAUCCUUGCCAUAUUAUAGAUGUCACUCUGGUGAAUUGUAUUAUGUUUUCGGUACUCUUAACGAGUUUGGCCUUCACUUUAGAGACGAAUACGACCUACCAUUUAACCAACUUAUCAUGGAUUAUUGGACUAGUUUUUUCAGAACUGGCAACCCAAAUCCUGAUCCCAACUACCUUAAAGCUCGUGGCUAUACUGGUACUUUACAGGUCGCUUCUGCCAAUGGCCAAUGGCCCCAGUUCAAUGCACAAUCCCCUGAGAUCUUCCUGCUCGACGCUCCUCGGGCUACUAAAUCGCCUUUCGUUGAUCUCGAACAAUGCCAAUUCUUGGGUCUACCCUUGAACUUUUAUGAAUAG